Molecule: messenger RNA, 1336 nt
Organism: Papaver somniferum (opium poppy)
Lineage: Eukaryota; Viridiplantae; Streptophyta; Magnoliopsida; Ranunculales; Papaveraceae
Product: KAT8 regulatory NSL complex subunit 3-like
Exons: 6
Coding region: 253-996 (247 amino acids)
Source: RefSeq, a predicted model, not a curated record
GGUGAUGUACUGUAAUUGAAUACCACCUUUACAUAAGUAAUAGUAAUACAAACUAGUAAUACAAAUACCAGUCUGCUGCAGUAACAAGCCAACAUCACCACAAAGCCCGUAUUACAUACCCUAGUACGUCCAAACUAUACCACGCCUUCUGAUUCAUGAUUGUUCGAUAUUGUCCGGCUGGUCUCUUCGGGGAUUUAUAGGGUUUCAGUCUUUCAGAAGAUAACUGAAAUCAUCACUUACAAGGUUUUGGCAAUGACUUCAUCUCCUCCUUCCGAAUCCAAACGUCGUCGUAAGGAUGACCAGAUCGAAGAUAUUCCGAAUGAAUCUUCUCAUCCGCAGAAAUACCCUCUCGUCGUUUUUGCUCAUGGUGCUGGAGCUAAUUCUUCGUCGGAAUGGAUGAAACGAUGGAAAGAUAUGAUGGGAAAGGCUUUGCUUGCUGUUGAUGUAGUUACAUUCGAUUACCCCUGUAAUAUAGCUGAGAUUUACGUAAAUGAACACCUGGCAGAUUUAUCUGGUGGAAAAAAAGGUGCUCCUCCUAAGGCAGAGAAACUAGUAGAUUACCACUUGGGGAUUGUGAAAGAGGCUGCUGCCAAGUAUCCUGGUCAUCCAUUGAUAUUGGCAGGAAAGUCCAUGGGUUCAAGAGUUAGUUGCAUGGUUGCAGCCAAAGGAGACAUCAACAUCUCUGCAGUAAUUUGCUUGGGAUACCCACUAAAGGGUUCAAAUGCAUCGAAAAGAGAAGAAACCUUGUUGCAGCUUCCAGUUCCAGCUAUUUUUGUACAGGGUAGCAAAGAUGCACUCUGCUCUCUUGAUAAGCUGACAGCAGUUUGCAGUAAGAUGGAAACUGUCAGUGAGGUACAUGUAGUUGAAGGUGGGGAUCAUUCAUUCAAGAUUGGUAAGAAGCAUCUAAAUCUAAUCGGAUCAACCCAAGAAGCAGCCGAAGAGGAAGCUGUAAAAUCCAUAACGAAGUUUGUCAGGAAGGUACUUGGGGAGCUUUGAUAUCUUUCAAGUGCUCUUCAAACUGUUCUUACUACCAUCAAAGAGUAUGCAGCCUUUCCUUUGCAUAUGAGUGUAGUCCUCUUUUUGGGUGGUUCAGAAUCCUCGUUGCUAAUUGAAAAUGCUCAGUAACAUCAUAUGGUCACAUAGCCAUUACUUGCUCUUUUUUGCUUGUUUAAUCCUCUUUAGGAUUGUAAAUAUGAGUGCGGUACUAUUUUAGUAGUUGUAAGAUAAGGAAACUCAUGUACAUAUUCGUGUUUGUGUAAGUGAUGCAUGUAGGUUUAAGUUAAUACAGCUGGUUAAGGAAACUCGCUAGUUAGUUAAUACAUCUUCAUUACUUCAA